Molecule: messenger RNA, 564 nt
Organism: Portunus trituberculatus (swimming crab)
Lineage: Eukaryota; Metazoa; Arthropoda; Malacostraca; Decapoda; Portunidae
Exons: 3
Coding region: 154-474 (106 amino acids)
Source: RefSeq, a predicted model, not a curated record
GAUCAGGCGUGUAGAUGGGAGAAGAAAGAAAAAAAGGAAGAGGACGUAGAAAAAAAGGAAUAAUGGAAGUGGAAGAAGAGGAGCCAAGCCACAAUAUUUAGGUCCGCAGAAAACGACACGCCGAUUUAUUUGAAGUGAAGGACGGAGAUUAAAAUGGCCUUGAAAAACACCACACUCGUUUUGUCCACCGCCAUCACCACCUUCUCCCAGAUCAAUGACAAAGUGUAUUACAGACUCACACAUAAGGAAGAGGUGCGUGCCAUGAGGGAGGCGGUGGAGGUGUGGGGGAUCCAGCACGCCAUCACAGACAACCUGCAGUUCAUGCUUGGGAUGGGACACACUGGGACAGCCUCGGACCGUUGGUGGGAGCAAGACAAGGCUGUGGCAAUUUUGCCACUCAGACCUGUUGCCAUGUUACCAUUAUUGCACAUCCUAAGAAGAUGUGUGUAUGUGUGCAUAUGUGUGUUUACCUAGUUGUAUUUACCUAGUAGUAUUGUACAGGGUUCGAGCGGGCCUCAUAGCGUCCUGUCUCCAUGUCUCCAUUUAUCCAAUUUUUUCUUUAAA